Messenger RNA from Daucus carota subsp. sativus, 1517 nucleotides. RefSeq lists its product as uncharacterized. The record is from RefSeq and is a predicted model, not a curated record. Lineage: Eukaryota; Viridiplantae; Streptophyta; Magnoliopsida; Apiales; Apiaceae. The coding region runs from base 69 to 1244 and encodes 391 amino acids. The transcript has 2 exons.
CCUAUAGCUCUACCCUAAUAAAUAGACUAUCUGAGAGCUGAGGUGUACCUGUACCUGAAAAUUUAACAAUGUAUGUCACAAGGUCUCUCUCUCACUACAGAAAUAAUCCAGAAUCCCUUUCAUUACCUCCGGAGGGUCCAAAUUUAGGUUAUUUAGUCAUCCGAGAUGAAGAACCUACUACUUACUCUUGCUUUGGGUUGUGCAAACGCGGGUACCCUGUUACUUUGCCUUUCUCUCAAAACAAAAACUUGACAACAAUGUUUAUAUCAGGUGGAGAAUAUAGCCAAAUUUAUUACAAUGAUGUUUCCUUCAUUCCUGUUCUUAAUCAAUCACUAUCCAGUAAUCGUUACUACGUGAUUGAGCGAGAUGGAAAGGAUAAAGGGAUGGCAUAUGCUUGUUCGACCGAAGAGGACAAGGUUACUUGCUGUUUCUGCAGACAUGUUCAAGAUGUAAAACCAAGACCGUUUGAUCCUCAUGACACAUUUCAGCACUUUGAGAUUGCUAAUUUUAUAUCUGGAAGUAAUUUUGUUGCCAAAUCUGUGGUUCCUAAUGCUUUUCCUCCACACUUUUUGAGGAGAAAAGGAUGGAACGUGCAUAUUAAAACUCCAAAAAACUAUGUAUUAGGUGAGGCUUCAGGGCUUGACACUACUCUUCACGCACGCCUUCCUGACUUGAGCUUUCCAUUGUCCCGCAAGAGUUCCAAAGCUGUUGUUGUAGGGAAAUGGUAUUCCCCUUUCAUGUUCAUAAAAGAUGGAACAUCAACAUCAAGAGAUCAGAUGGAAAAUUCAAUGUUUUAUGAGAUGACACUUGAGCAAAGAUGGGAUCAGAUAUUUGAGCGCGACAAUAUUGAUGAUGGCAAAGUUGCAAUGGUUGAUGCAGUUGUUCAAACAGAGAUUGUAUUGGUUGGAGGAAGAGAGGCUGUGUGGAAUAAAAUGAAUGUGGUUGAUAACACUGUACGGUUUAAGAGUUUCAGGAGCCAAGGUGAAAAAGAGGUAAGUGUGGGAUUGAGUUUGGAGAUUGUUGAGAGAAUGAAAUGGGAGGAAGAAAGAGUCGGAUGGGUUGGUGGAGAUGAAGGAAAAGUGAGGGUUAAUAGAGUUGAAGAGUUUGGAGGAGGUGCUGAAGGGUGGAAGAAGUUUGGAUGCUAUGUAUUGGUGGAGAGCUUUGUAUUGAAAAGGAUGGACGGAAGUUUGGUUAUGACUUGUGAUUUUAAGCAUUGUCAUCAGAUCAAGUGCUUGUGGUACUAAAUUAUGUCCGUCACUGAUGUGUUCUUUCUUUGGCACUGGAUUGUUUGCCGUUUAAAAUAUAGUGAAGAAGUUCGGAUGCUAUGUUCUAGUUGUGAGGCUUGUGUGAACUUAAGUUUGGUCAGAUAUUUUGAUUUCCAGCACUUAAACUCAUCAACUAAGUGCUUCUGGGAAUGAAUUCUGUUAGUUUCUUCAAAAAUUUGUAAUUUUAUAUGGAAAUGUUUGGUUGUAAUAUUAUUGUUUAAUUAAAGAAGUACUGCUGGUGUGCUUAUAGAA